GGAACCGCCCAGCACCAAGGCGGCGGCCGCCAUCUUCUAGCGGCGCCAGGGAGCUCGGUGCUGCCAUCGCGUGGCUGCCGGCGGGCGGGAGCAGGGCUGGGGCAGCAGGGCUGGGGCAGCAGCGCUCCGCCAUCGCGGCUGGGAGGGGGCCGGGCCGGGCCGGGCUUCGCUUCGUUUCUCGUCCCUGCAGUGUCCGGCCUCCCCGUGGAGUCGCUCAGCGGAAACAGGAACGAAACCCGCCCACGGAGGCGGGACUCCGCCAGCGAUCCAUUACCGCCCGCGUCUCGCCUGGCGCUGGCCCCUCUAUAGGCCUCGGUACCAUGGACCCGUUUCUGACCCUGCUGUAUUCCUUUUCCUCGAGCUUGUCGGCCGGGGAGCUGCGUGACCUGAAAUUCCUCUGCCAGGACAAGAUUGGGAAGAGGAAGCUUGAGUCUGUCCAAAGCGGCGCGGAGCUCUUCAACUUCCUCCUCGAGCAGCAGGUGAUAUCAAGCCACAAUGUGGACUUUCUCAAAACGAUGCUUAUGGUCAUUAAAAGAGAAGAUUUGACCACACGGCUAGAACAUUUUGUAGAGGAAGGAGAAGCUAAUGUACCUGAUGAUCAACCAGAUGUGAAUGAAAAACGUCUGCAGAAGGUAGCUAUUGAAGUCAUAUGUGAAAAUGUUGGGAGAGACUGGAAAAUGCUGAUGCGGAAACUUGGCUUUUCUGAAGUGAAAAUGGACAGAAUAAUAGCAGCUAAUCCCCUUAAUUUGAAGGAACAAUUGGUUCAGUCACUUCGAGAGUGGCAGAAAUGGAAGGGGAAAGAUGCAAAGGUGACUGACUUAAUAAAAGCUCUUCGAGACAGUAACAUGAACUUGGUGGCAGACCUAGUUGAACAGAAGCUCAUGCAACUGAACAUUAAAACCAAGUGAAAUCAGUGUAAAAACUCAUUCACAUCUGUGAUGUGAAAGUAAAAAACAGAAGUGCCUUCUCAUGUUCAAAACCAAAAUCACUGUCAUUGGUUCUAUUAAUUCUGUCAUUCAUUCAUGUGCCUUAAAUUAAUAGCUUAAUUUGCAGUCAGAUUAAGACUAACAAAAACAAAUUCCUUUCAGGUAAUGCUUUGUAGCUGAUGCUUCCCUUUAAGUGAUUUUAACAUUCAGAAUAACUAAACUCGCCUGUGUAAAAAUCCUUACACUUUAGUUCAGCCUCUCACCUGAAAAUAAUAUUUGCUUUAUUGCAAGUACUUCUCCGGUAACUUCUCUGUGAAUACAUCCAUGGGACACUUGUGAAGGAGCUGUAAUUUAAAACUUGAUAGGGAGGUGGUUUUUUUUUUUUUUUUAGUGGCCUGUUUGUAACUGUAGUGUGAAAGGGGUAAGGAGGUAGAGCUCUUUGCUGUGUAGUGGGUCUUCUUUUUGUUUUAGGUGGCAUAUAUUAUCUUACAUAAUUUGUUGAGUACCUUUAUUAUCAGCAGAAGGAUGCUAAGAAGACUGUAACCUCAGUCUGUAAGAUGGCAGUGCAAAAGCGCUAAUAACUAUUGUUGUGGUGCUUCUUUUUUUUUUUUUUUGGCAGAAAAUAUGCUCAGUUUGAAAAUGAACUUGUUGAAAUCAACUGUCUGUAUCAAGUGCCUUCACGCAGAGAAUCAGAAUGGUAGAGAUUGGAAGGGACCUAUAGAGGUCACCUUAUCCAGCCCUUCUGCUCAAGCCGCAGCACCACCUAGAGCAGGUUGCCAAGGACCUUGAACAUCUCCAAGAAUGGAGACUCCUCAACAUCUCCAGGCAAACUGUGACAGUGCUCUGUCACCUGCAGCAAAUAAAAAUUGUAAAGUGCUUCCUGAUGUUUAGAUGGAAAACAUCAUCCUGAGGGAAAUGUUCUCCUGAAACUAUCAAAGAAAUUUUAAGCAUCUCACAAAUGUUUACAGCACUUUUUUUUAAUGCCUUGAAUGUUUUAAGAUUUUUCAUAUCAAGUUAUCUUGAAAUAGGAUUGUUACUGCAAAUAUCCUUCUAACUACAUAAAUAGAUACCUGAAGGGAGAGGCAUCAUUUUUGCUACUGUACCUGUGUGACUUAGCCCCUUUCAAAUUCUUGUUACAUGAUGCUAUCACUGUGGAAGCUGUGUGUCAGAAUGUAAUGCAUCACUACUGUUUGUGACACAAUUUUCAAGUUUUUGUUGAAUUUGGUGCUUUUAGUGUAGAAGGGAAACCGCUGUAAUGUGAACUUGACUUUUUAUUAGAGUUUUUUCUUGAAAAAUACUUGUGAGAAUCAUUUUAAUCCUAGUGUGCUAAAUAUCAGUGAUGAUAUGCAAGCAAAGGAACAAUGUGUAACAAAAGUUUCCACCUGUCUGUUUUUUUGGCAUGUGCAGUUCCUUAAGUACUCCCUUCGAUACUUUGUCAGCAUCGGUUGUCAAUUCCAAAGUUCUUGUAGGAGAUGAAAUGCUGCACUUCAACUAAAUGACUAGCUCAAAAGUUUUAGUGACUUCUAAUAGACUUGGUCUUCAUUCUACAGUAUUUGAAUAAAAUUUGCAGACUUUUUUCUUCAAGCAUCUAAGCUAUCUUUCUGAGCAGAGUAGAAGAGAAAUUAGCAAAAUGAGUUGUGAUGAAGCAGCUCUGCAACAGUUCCAAGUUCAAUCUGUCCAGUGUUUUCCUUACCUACUUGUCCUAAGUUUUCUGGUUCACAAAAGAUAAACAUAGCAGGAAUAUUAAAAACUAUACUGCCUACUACAUAUUAUCAGGAUAUUUUAAGAAUCAGUAGGAACAGCUGUUGUAGCCAAGUGCUCAUCUGCAAGAAAUGUUCUGCCUCAAGAUGCGAAACUCAAGGAUUUGUACAUAGUGGUUGUUUGAAAGCGAAGACCUAGACUGCAGCAAUCUCUUAGUACUUCAGGACCAAUUAAAAACUAUUUUUAUUAAAGAUUGAAAAGGUGAUUGUGAGAAGAACAAAAUCAAGUGAAACAAAAUCUUUUUAGUUUUAGAAGAGUGUAAUUCAUAAAGAAAUGCGUUGUCAUCUGGUCAGCAAUCUUUAUUUUCAAAAUCAGUAUUUUGGACUCACUUUUAUAGCUAGAAUUAAAGUUUUAUACUGUAUAAUUUUGUGCAUAUUUCAUUAAAACUAUUUCCUUAAAUUAGAUGGAACUGUUUCUUUGUUUUAUAGAAUUGCUGUCUAUGAUGAGAUCUCUAAUUAGGAGAAAAUAAACGCUAAGGACACUUUUAAAGAAAGGAGUGGUGCUAAACAGGUCUUAUAUUACCAUGUCACCCUCGGAACAUCAAAAAGGAGAAGGGGAGAAAAAGGAGAAAAAAAAUGAUAAUAAAUGCAGGAGUAGCUUUUGAAUGCUGUUGCUUGGGAAAAAUUCUCUGCCAGCCCUUAGGAGCCUAAAAUUGAGUGUGAUGUAUGCAUGGGAGACAGGCCGUCAAUAAAUAACUGUAUUAAAAUUGUUUUCCUUAUUUUUCUCCACUAGUCAUGCUCUGGUAAGGGUGUUGUAGUUGUUUUAUAAUUAAUUAAAAUUACAGUUUAUGCCUCCUUUCUAAACCUGCAGGGUUCUACAGGAUGUGUUCAGAAGUUAAAUUGAUAGACGCUUUGGUGUUCCCUGAAGUCUAUACUAGCACUAGAGUGUUAGCAUGUACUUAGAACUUUGAAUGCAUAAGGCAAAUGACUUCACCAAUUUUAUCAAAUUCUUUCUUCAAUACUCUGCAAGAAUGUCUGCCUGCAUAUCUGCUUUUUAUUUUUAUUUUUUUAAUUUCUCUUGAGAGUCUUUGUUUCCUUACAGCCUUCAAAAGACAGCACAUCAAAACGUUGAUAGUGAAAACUACUCUCUCAGGAGAAUUCUUAUUUUGGUGGAUUGUUUUUUCAGGUCCCUUUGCAGUCUCUGAGUACUUGCUUGCCAUUUCCCACGAUGCUUGAAAAUAUCACUAAUUAUAUACUGCACAUUGUGAUGGCUUUUUUUUUUUUUUCAGAAGUCGCUUAUUUUCAUGACAGAAGUAAAAGAAAUUUUCUAGACUUUUAAUUAAAAUUACUCUUA
Molecule: messenger RNA, 3980 nt
Organism: Cygnus olor (mute swan)
Lineage: Eukaryota; Metazoa; Chordata; Aves; Anseriformes; Anatidae
Gene: FADD
Product: Fas associated via death domain
Exons: 2
Coding region: 321-908 (195 amino acids)
Biological process (GO): signal transduction; regulation of apoptotic process
Molecular function (GO): protein binding
Source: RefSeq, a predicted model, not a curated record